Molecule: messenger RNA, 792 nt
Organism: Eimeria mitis
Lineage: Eukaryota; Apicomplexa; Conoidasida; Eucoccidiorida; Eimeriidae
Product: dolichyl-di-phosphooligosaccharide-protein glycotransferase, putative
Exons: 2
Coding region: 1-792 (263 amino acids)
Source: RefSeq, a predicted model, not a curated record
AUGAAGGAACAAACAAUCAAUGCUAUCUUAAAAUGGCUAGACGGCGGAGGCGAGGAAUCUCAAGGAUCAGAUCAUGAGCAACACCCGCAACAGCAGCAUCAGCAGCAGCGGGUGCCGCAGCUGCUGCAAGAAGAUCUGCAUGAUCAGCAGCCGCCGCCUCAGCAGCAAUACUACUCCCCGCUUGAGAAAAGCCGAUCGCUGCUGCUGUUGCUUGGGCCUGCUGCGUCUCCAUCUCUGCUUCAGCUGGCUGCUGCUGUCUUUGGCCCGGCUUAUGUUGCACCUUCCUUCUUGCACCAGCAGGCAGCAGACCUAUUCGGUGCGGUCUCUCUUAAUCUCGUAACCGCACAGCAGCAGAAGCAGCAUCAACAGAAGCAGCAGCAGCCUCACGGGACAAUGUUCGUUACUCGGGAACUUCUUGAGGGCCAUCCCCACGUUGUCACUCCACUCGCCGAGGAUGAGUUGCUGCUAUACAGUGGCGGCUACCAUCUAGGAGCUCUUCAGAUCGGCUGUGGGGUCCGGGAGUGCGGGAAGGAACCGCUGCCGCCAUAUGCAUUCCCUUUGCUACUGGCACCUCCUACGGCGUUCGCAAUAGACAGAAACGGCAGCAGCAGCAGCGCCUACAGCAGCAAAAGCAGCAGCAGAAUGGCCUUCGCCUCUGCUCUGCAAUCGCGAGGCAACAACAGGGUUCUCCUCUUGAGCGGCCCACAGGCCUGCAGUGGCGCCUUCACAGCAAUCGACUACAUACCUUUCGCCGGAUAUGAAUUCGUUAGCCUGAUGCUGCUGAUGCUUUGA